CACGAGCUGAUAGCGCCAAGAAGGAGCUCAUCGAUAGACUGAAGCUCCAACAUGGCUCGACUCGCUGUGAUUACUGUUUUCCUGCUCACUUGCCUCUUGUCCCCUGUCUACACUGGCACGUGGAUAAGUAGAGGUCCAUGUCCGGAAGGUCGAGAAGUUGGUGACGUUUGGCAGCUUGACGAUAUAUGUGCUGAAGAAAGAUGCACUAAGACAGGGGUCGUUGGAAUUAGCUGCGGUCUGUUUUCAAUUAACAUUGGCAACAGAAAUUGUCACCUGGAGUACAACAAUGAAGACUAUUACCCAGAUUGUUGUGCGCCUGUUAUCAAAUGCGAAGAAGAAGAGGAAAGUGAUGGAGAUGAUUAACAUGGAUGAGGACGUUGGCCAGAUUUUAGAUUGGCUUGGUUGAAUCGCCAAGGUUUAUUUAAUAUUUUAAAAAAAAAGGUCUUUUAUGGUAUCUCGUAUGUGAAAAUGUAACAAUAAAAGACUUGUAUUACACUAAA
Messenger RNA from Biomphalaria glabrata, 500 nucleotides. RefSeq lists its product as uncharacterized. The record is from RefSeq and is a predicted model, not a curated record. The transcript is spliced from 3 exons. The coding region runs from base 52 to 363 and encodes 103 amino acids. NCBI's taxonomy places the organism in Eukaryota, Metazoa, Mollusca, Gastropoda, Planorbidae.